AUGAGUUUACUACUGAUAGAUUAUUAUGUUUCUCCAGGGAGAGUCACUCCAGGGCAGCUCAUGUCCUAUAUUCAGCUCUUCAAGAACAACCUCAAAGCUUUAGUGAAUCACUGUGGGCUCCUACAGCUUGGGCUGGCCACAGUUCAAACUCUGAAACACCCUCAGACUGCUAAGUGGGACAACUUUCUGGCUUUUGAAAGACUCCUCCUCCAGAGCAUUGGGGAGUCAACAAUGUCUGUUGUGUUAAAUCAGCUGCUGCCCAUGAUUAAACCUUUGGACCGGAGGACCAAUGAUGACUAUAGCCCUGAAGAGCUGCUGGUCCUCCUGAUAUAUAUUUAUUCUGUCAGUGGAGAGUUCACAGUGGACAAAGACCUGGGGGAAGCUGAGGAAAACGUGAAGAAAGCUUUGGCUCAGGUCUUCCUAGAAGAGUCUGAAUUGUCACCUCUGCUACAAAAAAUCACAGGCUGUGACUCUUCAAUGACGCUGACAUUUCAGAAAUCCAAAAUUGCUGCAGAUAAGCUCUUUGCCUCGCUUCAGGAUAUCGCCGGAGCUCGGAAUCUCAUGAAACAGUUUAAGUCUGUAUAUGCUCCUGGAAAUCAUACCCACCAGGCAUCCUACAAGCCAUUGUUGAAGCAGGUUGUGGAAGAAAUAUUUAAUCCUGAGAAGCCAGACCCAGUGGAUAUUGAACACAUGUCUUCAGGCCUCACUGACCUCCUUAAAACUGGAUUCAGCAUGUUUAUGAAGGUGAGCCGUCCUCAUCCCAGCGACCACCCUCUCCUGAUCCUCUUCGUCAUUGGCGGGGUCACAGUCUCAGAAGCCAAGAUGAUCAAAGACCUCGUGCCGUCCCUGAAGCCAGGAACCCAGGUCAUCGUGCUGUCCACGCGACUCCUGAAGCCACUUAACAUUCCUGAGCUGUUGUUUGCUACCGACCGGCUGCAUCCAGACCUUGGCUUCUGAGCGGCUGCUAAGAGGACACCUGCCCAAGGUGGAAAUACCUGUCCUGUUACCCGCCGCCAUUCAAGACACACCUCCAGACCCCACGUCCUCCUGCUAAUUGUGGGGAGGAUGGAAUUCUGCCCCAGACGUCUUGAGAACCAUGUAGCAAAGUGCUUUACUUGGACUGCAAAUGGGUCUUUAAAAAAAAUUGUAUUUUUAUUCAUUUUUCUGAAGGUAUCUCACUCUCAGCUGGCUUUAUUCGACAUAAUUCCCAUUUCUGCUUAAUCCUCUGUUUGUGAUCUUCCCGAUUCAUGCUACAAACUCCUGAAUUCUACCUAAACGCCUGUUGGCAAGUGUUGGUAGCUUACAAGCUAUUUGAUCUGCAGUGGCUCAAGAAAUUAGACGUGCUUUAGAAUUAUGAGUGUGAAGAAAGUUUGGUUUCCCUUAAGAUUAUGUAACUGGGGAGGGAACGUUGCGAAUCGAUCUGAGAGCUUGCUGAAAAGGCAAGGAAGGGAGGGGUUAGCAGCUAGGGCCCUGCUGGUAGCCUCCCUGCCUCAUAACUGGGCCUGUCAUUACAAAGGGCUGCAUUGUCCCCUUGAGCUCACGCGGCAGGGUCCCCAGUCUAUGUGCAACAGUAGUGAGAGAGAGGUUGACUGGAGGGCUGGUUCUGCCCAUAAAAGCUUUCCUCCCCUCCCAAAGGAAGGCCCCCCUUAGGGCAUCUGGUCCAGGGGGUCUAGAUGAGAACCUCAACCCCUGGGACUUUUAUGAGUUAGUGUUUCUAUUGAAAUAGAGAGUUCUCUUUUCGGGUUGUCUCACUUUUCCUUCUGGUCCUAGCAGAAAAACCUAGACCCAACUAGUGAAAUUAUUUAAGAACUCUGGCAAAAAUGAACUGCUUGGUACCCACACAUUUGUAGGUGUAUGGUUCAUGGAAAAUUACUAGCGUCUCUAAAAGAUGUGUGUAAUGAAGAGAGAAACCUGAAAAACUGUUCUAGAGUGGAUUAAACAGGUGGGGGAAGUAGAAUGUAAAUUAAAACUCUCAUGUGUCUCAGAUUUUAGUUCCCUAUAAAAUAAUGUUAUUUUAAUGAAAAAACUGUGAAGUUCAAAAUCAUUCUGAGAUGCAAUCAAAGUAGGUUUUAUAGACACCAAUGUCCUUCUUCUUCUCCUCCUCCCCGUCCCCCUCCUCCUUCUUCUUCCUUUCUUCUUCUUCUUCUUCUUUUGUCCAGGUAUGUUCCCACCAGUGGCACUGAUAAUAGAGACCCCAUGUUUCUUUCAUUCCCCUGAUCUAGAAGUUCAAAUCUGAGUCAGGGAGAAAAUGGCGAUAGCCAGAAAGAAAUGCUAAUUAAAGCAGAGAUUUAAUUUUAUUUUCUAAAAAU
This is a messenger RNA of Lontra canadensis (Northern American river otter), 2309 nucleotides long. RefSeq names its product sec1 family domain-containing protein 2-like. Lineage: Eukaryota; Metazoa; Chordata; Mammalia; Carnivora; Mustelidae. The record is from RefSeq and is a predicted model, not a curated record. Gene Ontology annotation, biological process: intracellular protein transport; vesicle-mediated transport. Bases 1 to 957 code for a protein of 318 amino acids. The transcript has 6 exons.